AUGGCAGCGAAUAGGGGAGUAGAGACCUUCUUAUCUGUCUUCCUGCUGUGCUGCUGGCCAGAUGUGCAGCCCUGGCCGAAUAGAGAGUUUUCAGGUUCACGUUCUAAACAACUGCCAGGAUUUAAAACUAUGGAUGAUGAUAUAGCUACAGUAUUUGAUGAAAUUUUAGUCCGGGAGAUUUUGGAGCCAAGGAAACUAUCAUAUUUGGAAAAUCAAAGCCCAUCAACAACCUCACAAUCAAAAACAACGAAAGGUAAAAAAGUCCACAAGAAAGAAUCCAGCACUCCUAAGAAAUAUCAAGAGAAGCAAUUAUCUUCUGGGAUCAUAGAUACCCUUUCCUUUGAUGAUGAAGAGAAAGAAACACUUUUUCAGAUGAAAAGCCUUGAAGCCCUGGAGAAAAUCAUUGACACUAUUCGAAGAGCUAUUGGAACUCAUCUCAAGAAUAACCGGAAGCUUCGGAAAAGCAGAACCAGACAACUCCUGGGGAAACUAAUCUAG
Molecule: messenger RNA, 498 nt
Organism: Onychomys torridus (southern grasshopper mouse)
Lineage: Eukaryota; Metazoa; Chordata; Mammalia; Rodentia; Cricetidae
Product: sperm acrosome-associated protein 7-like
Exons: 6
Coding region: 1-498 (165 amino acids)
Cellular component (GO): acrosomal vesicle
Source: RefSeq, a predicted model, not a curated record